CUGUUGCGGCGCCACCGGGCGCGCGGGUAGGGGGCGGGGCGCGCGCGGGCUCCGUGCGCAGCCAGCCGUACUCGCAGCCGCAGUCGCCACCCAGCGAACGCCUCACCAUGCCGAAGAGAAAGGUGAACGCGGUGGAAGGGGAGGUCUUCGAGGAGCCCAAGAGGCGAUCUGCCCGCUUGUCUGCUAAACCUGCCCCUGCCAAAGAGGAGCCAAAGCCAAAAAAGCCAGCAGCAAAGAAUAAAUCUGAGGACAAGAAAAUUCAGUCAAAGGGAAAAAAAGGACCAAAAGGAAAACAGAUUGAGGAGACUAACCAAGAACAGACAAAGGACAACUUGCCUGCAGAAAACGGAGAAGCUAAAAGUGAGGAGGCCCCAGUAUCUGAUGCAGCAGGAGAAAAAGAACCCAAGUCUGAGUAAUAUCUUGUACCAAGUCUUUUAUUGGUGGUCCCUGUAUUUUCCUUCUUGUACAAUUCAGAGGAAUAUUUUUAUCAACUAUUUUGUAAAUGCAAGUUUUUUAGUAGUUCUAGAAAACACAUUUUUAAAGAAGAGGAAUCCCAACACAUCCCAUUUUUUUACAUAUUUAGAUAAGUGUAAAUGCUUUUUUUAAGAGGUAAAAUCAUGUACCGGUUGUCUGUUUUCUGUGCAACCAGAAAUUAAUGGAAUGUGAGAUUAGGGGGAGGCUUUGAAGUCUUGAUUAGACUUAACAUUCCAUGAGCUGUGAGGGACAGUUUUUAUAUCCUAUUAAAUGAAGCAUAACACAGAUUAAAUUUUGGAAUCAUAAUGGGUUGAAAAUGUCUUACCAUUUUAAUUACAUAUCAUCUAUACCCACUGUAUCAUCAGUAGAAUUACUUACCUAAUAAAACUGCUCCCUGGUGUUGGAUCUCCCUUUCAGAAUUGUGUAUUAUCUGUGACAAAAUUUAUUUUUGGUAGUAGUAGUUUUAUUUUUUUCAACAAACUUGUAACUGUGCUGUGAAACAUUGGAAAUCUGUACUGGGUGUGUAGUGAGUGUGUCAUUAAACACUGAAUAGGAACUUUCUGCUUAGCAGACUUCUAACAACUUCAUAUGGCAGUGUUUGAGAUGCUGGUACUUUGUGUCCACUUCUAAGGGACAGGUCAUCUUCAAAGGUUAAGCUGAAAAGUCACUGGACAAAGUUUAGAAAAAUGGAAAUGUUGUGGUUUUUAGAUUUAAAAUCUACAAGAAUACAAAAUUGUACAAAUUGUUCAUAGUGUGUCUGUGUACUAAUCAUCAAACAAGAGGCAAAUAAAUCUUGGUUUAUAAAGAAUGUUGCCACUGCAUUGUCUAAUAAUGACUCGAUAUAACUGACAGGUCUGCUCAGUGCAUGUCUUCUAACAAAAUUCAAUACUUGUAUUUUUCACAAUGAAUGUUGACAUUAUGAUCCCUGGAGAUGUGGAAGAGAGGAGUUUGUUUGUUUUUUUUAAAAUCUGUGAUUUUUACUAGGGCUGACCAGCUACGAAGCUGCUAACUUAAUGCUUUCAGUUGUUUUACAAAUAAAGAGCUUCUUCUGCUUGCUGAACAUCAGCUUCCUCCCCCUGUGCUGCAUGUAAAUAUUGUGUGUGUCUGUAUCCUGAUUUAAAGCUGUGCUCUGGAGCUCACAUUGACAGUGCAACAGAAAUCUGCUCAGGUAAAGUCUUUAGAAACAAAUGUUUACUUAAAAAAGAAGACCACUUUUCCAUGCUGUCCCAUUCCAAAAAGAAAGACUGUUAGUUUUUGGUAUGCCCUAAAGUUGCAGUUUUGUUGUUUCACAGUUUGUUUUUUAUCCUAGAUCCAGCAAAAAAAAGUCAGCUGGCUUGUUAACUUACUAUGCUGUAUGAAGUUCAUUUUCAUGUGGUAUUUUGAAAAUGAAUAAAGCACAUUUGUGAUGAGAA
Molecule: messenger RNA, 1886 nt
Organism: Gavialis gangeticus (Gharial)
Lineage: Eukaryota; Metazoa; Chordata; Crocodylia; Gavialidae
Gene: HMGN1
Product: high mobility group nucleosome binding domain 1
Exons: 6
Coding region: 108-416 (102 amino acids)
Biological process (GO): chromatin organization
Cellular component (GO): chromatin; nucleus
Molecular function (GO): nucleosomal DNA binding
Source: RefSeq, a predicted model, not a curated record